CAGUAGCUCCUUGACGAUAACUCUGAAAGAAAACUGAAAAACAAAUUAACCCUAGUAAUUCAAGUCCUUGACUUCAAAGCAUCCGCCAGUGGAAUUCUUAAUUCCCUGGUGCAAACCCUUAACCCCCCUUUCACGCAAGCUACAUGCUAUAAAUACCAAGUCACGCUCUCACCAAUACAAACUACAAUUUGAACACAUCGCAACCCAUCCACAGAUUCCAAGAUGGUUAAAUUCCGGCGAGUUCUCCGGUCAACUUGUCUCUUCCUAUUACUCUUUAUAGUCCGUUGUACACCUCCUGAGGAUCACAUCAAAUGUGUUUCAGAAAACAAUAACUGCACUAUUACUAAUUCCUAUGGGACUUUCCCUGAUCGAAGCAUAUGCCAAGCAGCAUACGCGGCGUAUCCCACCACAGAAGAAGAGCUAAUUUCACUAGUAGCCAAUGCAACCAAGGCAAAAAGGAAGAUGAAAGUGGCCACUCGCUUCUCCCAUAGCAUUCCUAAGCUAGCUUGUCCGGAUGGUUUAGAUGGGCUGCUCAUAAGCACCAAAUACCUCAAUCGUGUGUUGGAGAUUGACCUUCAAUCCAUGAGAAUGAGUGUAGAGAGCGGCGUCACACAAAGGCAGCUUAUUAACGAAGCUGCCAAGGCAGGGCUCGCUUUGCCUUAUGCUCCGUACUGGUGGGGCUUGACCAUCGGCGGCCUAUUAGGCACGGGUGCGCAUGGAAGCACGUUGUGGGGUAAAGGGAGUUCGGUUCAUGACUAUGUGGUGGCACUCACUAUUGUUAGCCCCAGUGGGCCUGAAGAUGGCUUCGCCAAAGUCCGGAGGCUCGACGAGAGUAACAGUGAACUUAAUGCUGCCAAGGUCUCUCUGGGAGUUCUUGGAGUUAUUUCAAAGGUUACUUUGCAACUUCAGCCUCUUUUUAAGCGAUCUAUAUCUUACGUGGUUAAGAAUGACUCAGACCUGGGUGAUGAAGCAGCAAGCUUUGGUCGUCAACACGAGUUUGCAGACGUAACAUGGUACCCUAGUCAACGUAAGGCAGCCUAUCGAAUCGACAAUCGCGUUUCUUCUAACACUUCUGGAAAUGGUGUAUAUGACUUCAUCCCUUUCCGAUCUACACUUUCUGUUGGAUUGGCUUUGGUUAGAACCACAGAGGAAAAUCAAGAAUCUCUGCAUGAUGCUGAAGGCAAGUGCAUUAGUGCUAGACUAACUACAACUACGCUCCUGACCUCAGCUUAUGGAUUAAAAAACAAUGUUAUUGCUUUCACAGGAUAUCCUGUAAUUGGAUAUCACAAUCGCCUUCAAUCAUCAGGGACUUGCCUUGAUAGUCCUGAAGAUGCAUUAAUGACGGCUUGUCCAUGGGACCCAAGAGUCAAGGGUGAGUAUUUUCUCCAAACCACUUUCAGUAUCAGCUUGUCAGUCGUUAAGAACUUCAUCCAAGAUGUGCAAAAGCUAGUUAAUUUGGAGCCUAAAGGGUUGUGUGUCCUAGAACAAUACAAUGGUAUCCUCAUGCGCUAUGUUAAGGCGUCAAGCGCCUACUUGGGCAAGCAAGAAGAUGCAAUAGACUUUGAUAUCACAUAUUUUCGAAGCAAAGACCCUGGGACUCCUAGGCUCUACGAAGAUAUACUCGAGGAAAUAGAGCAACUGGCGCUGUUUAAAUACGGAGCAUUGCCACAUUGGGGAAAGAAUCGGAACCUAGCAUUUGAUGGAGCUAUCAAUAAAUACAAAAAUGCUGGGGAAUUUUUGAGGGUUAAGCAGAUGUAUGAUCCAUUUGGGCUCCUUUCCAAUGAGUGGACAGAUCAAGUGCUUGGGCUUAAAGGCAGUGUGACCAUAGUAAGGGAGGGGUGUGCAUUGGAAGGAUUGUGUAUAUGCUCGGAGGACAUUCAUUGUGCCCCAAAUAAGGGCUAUUUCUGUAGAACUGGUAAAAUUUAUGAGAAGGCGAGGGUUUGCACCCUUAUCCGCAAGAAGAAGCAAUUGUGAUCAUCGGGGGCACUAGUUCGAUGGAUAGGCUGUAGCUUGUCAUUUGUGGGAUCACAAGGAAAAACGGAUAUUAUACUUCCAGUACUAGCUAUUGUGCUCUUUAGAGUUUUUUAACCCUCUGCAAUCUAAUUAAGGGAUCCAAGCAUCUGCUGCUGCGGCAUCAUAUAGUAGUUCACAUACAAAAGAAAAGGAAAAAUAUUUGAGCUUGCCAUUGUUUAAAAGGUUACGAUAAUAAUAAAAUCUUUUAUUUAUUGAGUUAAUUUAGAAGGGAAAUGAUUAUUCUUUCUAGGAUUUGCGCAAUAAGAGUAUGGAAUUUGUUUCAAUUUCAUUCAAUCAAA
Hevea brasiliensis (rubber tree) is the source of this 2312-nucleotide messenger RNA. RefSeq names its product probable L-gulonolactone oxidase 6. The coding region runs from base 223 to 1974 and encodes 583 amino acids. Gene Ontology annotation, cellular component: membrane. Gene Ontology annotation, molecular function: D-arabinono-1,4-lactone oxidase activity; FAD binding. The record is from RefSeq and is a predicted model, not a curated record. Lineage: Eukaryota; Viridiplantae; Streptophyta; Magnoliopsida; Malpighiales; Euphorbiaceae. The transcript is spliced from 4 exons.